AACACAAACGCGUUCAUGGAUAUCCAACACAGAAUUGAACAAGCUUGGCCGUUGAUUUCACAAAAUGGCUUCGGUACCAGGUAGUCGAAAGACCUCGAACAUGAAGACAUAUUCUCGACGCGUCAAUGGGAUCGCAGAAGGUCCUCCUACCAAGAAAAGGCGUCUCGAUGAAAGUUCUGCUGCAGAGACUGUGCCGCCAGCGCCCCAAUUCAAGAAAUCGUCAAUCCAAAAUUACUUCAAGCCUCUGCUCCUAUCCUCAAGUCCUCCACUCCAAUCUCCCCUCCCGUCCUCAGAUGCUAUCGAACCUGCGUCUACUCCGCCAUCAUCUCCCCCACCGGCGAUACCAAGUUCCCCUCCAGAUUCGAAGCCUCUGAAGAAAAGAAGACUCAAAACACGACCGGUCCUCCAGCCAAUCGAGAAUGGAUCUGUGAAAGUCGAGAAGAACCAGGAAACCAACAGCAAGCUCUCACAGAUGCGCCUGGAUCUCGGACAGCAGGUAUAUGAGGAGUGUUCAGUCUGCCAUUACUACUACGACCGCAGCGAUCCUACAGACAGAAAGGCGCACGACAAAUACCAUGAUUUUCAUACGAACAAUGUCCAACCUAAAACCGAGGAUCCGAAGGUUGUGCUAUGGGAAGAAAAUAUCGAUGAUAAACACCACUCAAUCCGAGCCAUAUGUCGGACUUCAUCCUCGACAUUGAAGGAGGGAUUCGUGGAAGCGUUUUCUGCUACGUAUCAGGACAUGGGAGGAGAAGGUAUCGAUGAGUUGAAUCUUUGGUCCGAGAUCAAGAAUCCGCACGAUACUACGGAUGAGCGUAAAGUACCGCGGUACAAGGGAUAUAUGUACUUGGUUGACCGUCACCCGGUCAGUAUCCUGCUGGUUGAGCGCAUCAAGUCAGCAAUUUUCUUCCCAUUCAAGGAUACCCUCGAAGUAGACGAGGCUAAGGGAAAGCCACAAGAUGUCUGCAAGAUGUCAGUUGAUAGAAUCUGGACGCGAUCUAGCCAUCGAAGGAAGGGUUAUGCCACAAGAUUGGUGGACAUAGCACGUUCGAAUUUCAUUUCCGGAUUGGCACUUGGGAAGAAAGAUGUGGCGUUCACGUCCACGACGCAAGAUGGAGGUCGAUUUGCGAAGUCUUAUUGCAAGGGAUUAUUUGAGGGAGCGGAGUACUUAAUGACUUUGUCUUGAUAGAUUGGUUCAGGAGUCGUUUGUAUGAUACCCCUGCAUGGAUACGGCGUUGGGUGGAAUAAUAGGACAAUACAGAGU
Molecule: messenger RNA, 1264 nt
Organism: Mollisia scopiformis
Lineage: Eukaryota; Fungi; Ascomycota; Leotiomycetes; Helotiales; Mollisiaceae
Exons: 2
Coding region: 65-1186 (373 amino acids)
Biological process (GO): mitotic sister chromatid cohesion
Cellular component (GO): chromatin; nucleus
Molecular function (GO): protein-lysine-acetyltransferase activity
Source: RefSeq, a predicted model, not a curated record